UCCACUUGAGGAAAAUUUGCUACUGUCCUACAAACCUCUGUACUUGGAGGCCCAACAACGUCUACAAGAAAAAGGUUGUGUGAUAGAGAUCAUGGAGCACCGCGACUGAAGAGGCGAGAAGCCCCGACAGCUUCCUACUCCGAGGGGUUUGAUGGAUCUUGCUUCGUCCGCCUUCUGAGGCGCCGACUGCUAGGAGUCGGCCGUGGCCAGGAAGGCCGCCUGAUGAUUUCGAAAUGUCGCGGCAGGAGCCUGGUGGCGCACCAGCCAGGCGCCAAACUUGCCACCCGCUGCCAGCGCGCCACGCGGCGCCAGCCAGUCGGGCCGGCCAACCAGCCCACGCGCGCGACGGUACAUCGCCAUAGGCUGGGGCCCGCCACUACCAGGCCUUAGUGCGCACACGGAUCCGGUGCGACCGAGGCGGGCGGUUGGGAUUCUGUGGAGCAGUAACUACACGCCAUUACUGCGUGGUUAAAGUGGGGACGUGGGGUCGUGGGCACAGUUAAUCCCACGAUCCCCACAUUCUCGCCCCCUCGGCUUAGCCGCCUGGGGCUAUAAGUAGGGGGAGGAGGGGUGGCAGACGCACGCGCGCCCUCCUCUCCCCUCUUCCUUCCUCUUCUCGCUGCCGCCACCGCACUCUCGCAUCUUGCCGGAGUGCCGCCGCAGUUCACUAUUGCCGAGCGCGUCUCCCCCGCAGCGUUGCUGCUCCACCACGGGUCCGCUCACUCGCCGUCGUUCUGCGCCUCCAUCGAGCCCAAACCCUCAUGGUGGUGGUCGGUGCUUGGGAUGGCUCCAAUGUCCACGAGGACCACAUCACCUUCCUCCGCCAGACGCGGCGGCUGCCCGGUGAGAACUACGUAUGGGCACGUCCUCCGCCCGAAAUGGAGAUCUCACCGGUGCCGCAGGAUGGCGAGCGCGUCGUCUUCCAGUCGCACUUCAUUCGCGGCCUCGGUCUGCCGGCGAGCGACUUCCUCUGCGCAUUUCUUCAAUUCUACCGGCUCCAGCCGCACCACCUCACGCCGAACAUGGUGGUGCUGCUGUCGGCCUUCGUCACACUCUGCGAGGGUUACCUCGCCAUCCUCCCCACCCUCGAGCUCUGGGGGGGGGAGUUAUUCUACACUAAACUCAGCACCGCCGUCAAGAAUGAGGCGGCCCAGUGCGGAGCCUUCAUCAUGGUGCGACGUCCGGGUGCUGGGAACUGCUUCCCGGCCAUCAACUUGACGCAGUCGGUCAAGUUGUGGCAAAGGUCUUAUUUCUACGUGAAGAACGUCCAUCUGGACCAUGACUUUGUCAACCUGCCGACUUAUAAAGCUGGCCCGCCGGCUAAGCCCCGCACCAACUGGACCUUCAAGCCGAAGACGCUGUCGGCCGCCUCCACAAUCGUCGUCGCCCGGCUCAGGGAGAUGACGGAGUCGGAGGGCCUCAAGGCUUCAGACCUGCUGACCACCUUCGUGGUGCGCCGGGUGCUCCCCCUCCAAACCCGGCCUCACAUGAUCAGCCGGAUGAGUGGGCAUCAAGACCCGUGCCGGAUGUGCACCAAGGAGAUGCCGGACGCAGAGGUGGCCCGUCUAGUGAACUUCAUCUCGAACUGCAAACUCUCGGAGGGGGAGUGGCAGUUCGGCAAGCGGUCAUACUCCCGCGCAAACCCACCGCCCGCGGUAAGUCCUUAACUCUUUUUUCUCUUUAUCUACCGGGUUCUGCUUUUGCCGCCUGAUCAGUCAGUCACGGCGCGAUCCUCAUGUCCCAGCCGGCAGCCGACGCCCUGGAGGAGGGCCAAGAGUACCUGCCGGACCGGACCGCGAGUGACGCGGACGACCCCGACUUGGGGACGACCGCCUGGGAGGACGACGCCACAGGAGGUGGCGGCGGAGCAGGCGGCUCCGGAGGAGGCGACGUCGAGGCGUGGCCAGAUGAUGACGAGGAGGAAGACGAACCACACCGCCCGCAUGGUGCCGAUAAGGCGGGGCGAGCUCCUCAGUCGUGCCGGCUGGACCAGGCAGCACGCCAAAGCGUCGCGCCGACUCGCUGUUGUUUGGUAGUCGACCGAAGAAGCCGAAGAACCCGGCCGCCGCGACCAAGCGGCGAGAGGCUGCCGCGAAGGCGGCCCAGUUCAAGAGGGCCCCGAAGCAGCCGCCGACGGUGUCCGUGGCCCCGCUCUCUCUUGAGCGGUCAGCCUCUGCUUCCAUCAUCGGGGGGCGGAGGGCUCCGCCAACACCCGCCGCAUGGACCCGCACGCCGAGUGAGGGAGUCCUGGAUUAGGGGGGUGUUCGGGUAGCCGGACUAUACCUUCAGCCGGACUCCAGGACUAUGAAGAUACAAGA
Molecule: messenger RNA, 2318 nt
Organism: Triticum urartu
Lineage: Eukaryota; Viridiplantae; Streptophyta; Magnoliopsida; Poales; Poaceae
Source: RefSeq, a predicted model, not a curated record